This is a messenger RNA of Pediculus humanus corporis (human body louse), 1068 nucleotides long. RefSeq lists its product as uncharacterized. The transcript has 8 exons. NCBI's taxonomy places the organism in Eukaryota, Metazoa, Arthropoda, Insecta, Psocodea, Pediculidae. The record is from RefSeq and is a predicted model, not a curated record. The coding region runs from base 1 to 1068 and encodes 355 amino acids. Gene Ontology annotation, cellular component: membrane.
AUGGAGAUUCGGGAUCUCCCAACUUGUCUUCAAGAUUGGGAGGACCUUAAAAAGGAAUUCAAAGCUUUCGAGGCUUUGAGUAAAGAAUACGAAGGAAAAUUAGAAGAAUUAGGGACUUUACAAGGGAAAUGUAUAAAAGAAUGGAAUCAUCAAUCCUACAGGUUGAAUCUUAUAAGCAAAGGAAUCAACAAAUUGAAAAAAGAAAUGAAAAAUGAAUCGGAUCCAACAUUGGAUGAUUUAUCGAAAAAAGUUGAUAGAAGACUUUUGCAACUUCGCGAUAUCGAACAGACAUUACCAAGAGCGAGUAAUGGAACUUAUUUGAAAAUUAUUUUGGGAAACGUUAACGUUUCCAUACUCAACAAAAACGAUAAGUUUCGUUACAAAGAUGAAUAUGAAAAAUUUAAAUUGGUACUUAGCAUAAUUGGACUUUUACUUUCUGUACUUAAUUUAAUUGUUGUCUGGAGAUCAUUGGAAUUAAUUUUUUUAUUCUUGCUCGUUUGGUAUUAUUGCACUCUGACAAUAAGAGAAAGCAUAUUAAAAGUAAACGGUUCGAGAAUCAAAGGUUGGUGGAGGAUGCAUCAUUUUAUAUCAACUUUUGCUGCCGGUGUAUUAUUAAUAUGGCCGAACACGACUCCGUGGUAUUAUUUUAGGGGACAAUUCAUGUGGUUUAAUUGUUACAUUACGUUCGUUCAAUAUCUGCAAUUUAGAUAUCAGCAAGGGGUUCUCUAUCGUUUAAAGGCUUUGGGAGAAAGGCAUAACAUGGAUAUAACGAUAGAAGGUUUUCACAGUUGGAUGUGGAGAGGAUUGAGUUUUCUUCUUCCAUUUUUAUUCAUCGGUUACAUCUUCCAAUUGUACAACGCAAUAACGUUGUAUCAUUUAUCUUUUCAUCCGGAAGCCACAUGGCAGAUUCCAGUUUUGUGUGCCACGUUUUUAACAUUAUUUUUAGGCAACACUAUAACAACGUGCAUGGUCAUACCACAGAAAUUUAGUAAAAAAUUAACGGCCGUUAACGUUCAUUCAUCAAAUUCAGAUAAAGAAUCAAAUUCAAUGAACAAAAAAUCGGAAUGA